Molecule: messenger RNA, 1960 nt
Organism: Megachile rotundata (alfalfa leafcutting bee)
Lineage: Eukaryota; Metazoa; Arthropoda; Insecta; Hymenoptera; Megachilidae
Gene: Atg14
Product: autophagy related protein 14
Biological process (GO): autophagosome assembly; autophagosome membrane docking; cellular response to starvation
Cellular component (GO): extrinsic component of omegasome membrane; extrinsic component of phagophore assembly site membrane; autophagosome
Molecular function (GO): protein-membrane adaptor activity; phosphatidylinositol 3-kinase regulator activity
Source: RefSeq, a predicted model, not a curated record
UAAUUUAAAAUUAUUUCAAGGAUGAAACAAUAUUUAGAUCGAUAUCUGUACAUUUUAUUAUCUUGUUUAUAAGUAUUUUUUCAGACUUGCAUAUACAUGUGUGUGUAUUUCUUUUAUCACGUACACAACGGGAUUUUUACCAAAAUGAUUGCCAUCACGGGGAAACUACGAAAUUCAUAAGUUGAGAUUUAAGUUUGUUUUUUCCAUAAUUCAACGAUUACUUGUCAAAUUAUAUGGAAAUUUCGUGGAAAAUUAUAUAGUGUGUCUGUGCGAGUAAUACGAUUAAAUAUGAAAAUAAAAAUUCGCAAUAAAAAUAAUUGUAUCGUGCAUGGAGUGGCGGGAGAUUACAAGUAAAUAUCAGAUCAGCUGAUGAGUGACAACAGACAGACGAAAGCUUAUUGUUCUUGUUCUUGGUUAUGGCGACAAGCAGUUCCGAAGGAUCUUGUACAGCACCUGCAGAUUUUCAGCUUUCGUCUGAGCUGGAAGAUGUUUCAAGUCGUUUAAGUGUAAAUCUAUUAAAGUGUCCACUGUGCCAUAAUAGUCGUCGAAUUUUUUAUUGUCGUCAGUGCAUUCAAAAUGGUGAUUUUAUCCAUUCAACUUCUGUUUAUUCCGAACGAUUUGCAGAUAAACAAUUGCGACUUUUACGGUUGAAAGCUGCAAGGGCCCAAUUGGAAGAAAAAUGCAUGAAAGCUCUUGAAAAACAUAAACAACGGGAUAAACUGAUAUGUGAUAUAAAUACUUGUAAAGAAAGAGUUAGGUUGCUCCAGUCAUUAGUGAAUGAAACCAGGCAAAGUAUAAAUAGAGGUAAUCAACGUUUAAAUGUUCUCAAAGAUGUAAAUUCUCAGUUAGCACUUAGAUUACCCAGACAUGAAGAACGAGUAGAAGAGUUACAUCGUUAUGUUAAUGGUUUGAGAGCGAAACAAGAAAAACAAAAACAAGCUGUAGAUAGAAAAAGACAACAACUAAAAAAAGUUAUUAGAACUGCUACAAAACAAUUGAUUCAAUAUAUUUUUCCAUUAUCUAAAGUACAACCUAAUAGAAGUUUAUGUAGUAGCGAGGAAGAUGCUAGUUCAGAUGUUGUAACAUGUGCAUUAGCAGAUGCAUCUGGAACAUCAUAUGUUAGAGGCAGAUGGGUUAAUGAUACAGACAAUGCUUUAGAAGUUCAACAUCGUAUAGUAGCUCCAACUUUACCAGGAACUGGUGAUUACAGUGCUUAUUCUUUAUGGGUGGCAGCAAAUAAGGAUGGAGUGCCAGGUGCAAAUAAAGAAACUGCAAUGCAUAAUCCAGCAUACAAUAUCAGUGCUGCUUUAACUUAUGCUACACAGUUAGUUAAUAUUAUUGCUUAUUAUGUUAAUGUAAGGCUGCCAUAUAAACUUGCUUAUGGAGAAUUUUGUGGAAACGAAAUGUCAGAUCAAAAAUUUGCAAGAAAAGUAGCAAGACUUAAUAGUAAUGUUUUACAUUUAUGUUUUACACAAAAUACUAAUAUCACAGUUUUACAUCCAAUGCAUACUUUGCAAAACUUGAUGCAUCUGCUCAAUACGGAAAUUAGUGAUCUUGGAAGAAUUGGUCCAAUGGAAGUUGAUCCAAACAUUGUAGCACAAUUGCACAGUCACUUAAUUCCAGAUUUAGAAAAUAGUGACGAUUCUGCUUCAGAUGAAGAGGAAGAUGCUUUUAAUUGGGAAUGGGAGGCUGUACCAAAUGUUGCUUGUCCUGAAAUGGCAGUUCCCAUUCCUGGUGCAAUGAUUAGUCAACAAUCUUCCAGUAUGCAAGUGAAUCAAAGUGUUGCUGGUGGUUUAGUUACAAGUGCUGCAGCAAGUAUAGCCUCCAUCUGGCGUGGAUGGACAACAAACAAAUAGACUGUUUUAUUCAAUUAACGAACUUCUUUUUAUACAAGAUAUAAAUACGUAUGUAAACGUAUAUGUAUUAAAAGACACAAAUACUGACAAUGUUUUAAAAAAUA